This is a messenger RNA of Sphaeramia orbicularis (orbiculate cardinalfish), 3314 nucleotides long. RefSeq names its product zinc finger, FYVE domain containing 27 (gene zfyve27). Gene Ontology annotation, molecular function: metal ion binding. Gene Ontology annotation, biological process: endoplasmic reticulum tubular network formation; positive regulation of axon extension; neuron projection development. The record is from RefSeq and is a predicted model, not a curated record. The transcript is spliced from 14 exons. Gene Ontology annotation, cellular component: endoplasmic reticulum tubular network; growth cone membrane. NCBI's taxonomy places the organism in Eukaryota, Metazoa, Chordata, Actinopteri, Kurtiformes, Apogonidae. The coding region runs from base 333 to 1610 and encodes 425 amino acids.
UGAUCAGCUGCUCCUCCUGGUUCAGAGGAGGAAGUGAAAUGAGAAAACAGAGCUAACAAAGCUAACCCGGAUACCUGCUGUGACCAGACGAAGAAACUGCUUUUAUCCUCGAAUAACAGGCUGUUUGGUAAGCCGCCUUGUGCUUAGGGGGUUCGGCAGGUGCGGGAGGCCGGGCUGCUGUCAUGGUGACCGGGCUGCUGUCAUGUUGACCGGGCCGGUUGGACUCGGAGGCUCCUCUUCCUCUCGGCAGAUGGUCUCGGCUGGUUCCGCCUGAGCCGCUCUCGUCGCUGCUGCUUCACCCGCUGGCUGUUGUUAAACACCCAGCUCCAGAAAUGACACUGCACAGCUCAGGAGGAUCCCAGGACCCUUCACAGGGCUCGGUGGAGCGGGGGGAGCUGGUACACUCAUUAUCCAAAGAGACAGCCGGCUCUCCUGAUGCAUCUGAGUUGGGGAGCCCGAGGUCUACCCAGAACUUUGACCUUUUCAGCAUGGUGGUGUCCUACAAGAGAAUGACUCUGUUUCUAGAGCCAGUUGCAGAUGCUGUGGAACUGACCCGUUUCCUGCUUGGAUGGCGGAUGCCCCUGUGCUCUCUGCUUGUCUGUGUAUUCCUCAAUGUUUUUUUCUGCACUGUAAAUGAAGUGGGCUGGCUCUCAGUGGGUGUUGUCGCAGUGUCCUUGCCUGCUGCCUUCGGUUACCUGCAGGACAGGUGUGCGGGCAGAGCUUCAGAGACAGAGCUGCAGAAGAGGCGUUACCAUGCUGUGCACCGCAGAGACCUGCACACAGUGCAUCUCACCAAACAAGAGGCCAUGCUGGAAGUCAAAGACUUGUUAAAGCGCCUAGAUGACAUGCUGUCAUCAGCCUGUACAUCAGCAGAAGCUGUUUACAAGGUCUUGUACUGGGAUAAUCACACAAAGUCAUCAAGAUUCUAUGGAGUUCUAUUAAUAGUGGUUUGUCUGCUCUACAUUACUCCUGUGGGUUGGGUGCUUGCUGGGCUCAACAGCGCCAUCUUUCUGUGGAAUAGAGACUUCUGCCGAGUUCUAAUGGACCUAAGGAAGCUGUUCCAUAUGGGCCCGGUCCAGGCCUCAGAGGGGCUUUGUGAAGAACAGGAGCAGGGCAACGUGUUGGACAGUACACCCACACCAACUAGUCUGGAGGACUUGUCUCCUGGAAGUGUAGAAGAAGCAGAGGAGGCAGAACCUGAUGAUGAGUUUAAAGAUGCUAUUGAGGAACACUCAGUUUCCUUGCAGGAAACCCCUUUGGUACUAGUGGAGGAUGACGACGGGCCUCUGGGAGCCCCGGAGUAUGACACCAUUUCUGAAAAUGGUCUGUUGAGUCGCAAUGAACCAAUACGCAGUAAGGUGUCCAAGCUGACGGAGAGGCUGCGUAAGCGCUACCCCACCACUAGCACAGGUAACUGUUCAAGCUGCAGUGCUGUCUUCUCAGUCCUGAAGAAAAGGAGAAACUGCAGUAACUGUGGUAACAGCUUCUGUUCGAGAUGCUGUUCAUUUAAGGUGCUGAGAUCUUUCAUGGGGGCAACCGCUCCAGAGGCUCAAAGAGAGACUGUGUUUGUUUGUGCUGCCUGUAAUUGCUCGCUCAUCAAGUUACAGUGAGAUGACAUGUUUGUCUCGUCUCCCAGUGGUCAGUGGAAAGUCAUUCACUGUGUCAUCGUCACCCCCCCCCCCCACCAAAAAAACCUUUGUUAAGACGUUUGCUGUUGACAUACCUCCCAUAUCAAAGUCUUCUUCUUCCAUUUUGCUUUUUUCAGUUGCAGCCCCCUUCCCUUUAACUACUCAUGUUGCUUAUGUGACUUCUACGGUAUUAUGUUACAUAUUUCCCAUCUACAAUCAAGAAGUGGACCUUAUCAGUCAUUGAGACUUACUAUGGAGCAAAAUGACUCUAAAAGUAAAGGACCUUGUUUCCUUCCCCUAUGCUGCACAAGCAUGCAGGGUGGCGGCCAGGAUCAUGGUGGCGUUUGCUAACAGUUUUUAGGAUGCCAGUGGUUUUGGUUUUGCAUGCUUUGCUGAUCUGCAACAUUGAAUCCUCUUGAAUGUUGAUAUCUUCAAACUGCAGCCCAGUGUAGCAGUCUACCUGUCCUGCCCUACUGUAAUAACGCUGAACUAAAGGCUGUUUGGAGGGGUUUGUUAUGAACAAAUUACUGAACAAAAUGAUGGGUCAGUGACCAAAAAUAGCUCUGCGCUAGACGUUGUGCAGACUGCACAGCUGAACUUGUCAAAAUUUUCACACUGUCCACAAAUUCAUUCUCACCAGCUGUUCUACAGUGUCAUGUUGUCAGUUUGUAGUCAGUGCUCAUUUAACAGGUAAAAACUGUCAGAACGCUGUUCAUUGUGUUUAUUUCUUUGUUUAAUCACCUUUUUCUUGCAUUGUGAUGGCAACAUACAACAAUUUGUGGUUCAGUAUAGAUACUAGCACUAGCAUAGUCUGCACUAAGACUAUUUUUAUAGAAACAGUUUUUAAGUAAGAACAGUGGGUUUACCCAUACAAAGUGUUGCCAUCAAUUAUCAAGCUGUAAUUUAACAGGCUAUUGUAACCCUUAAAAGUGCAGGUCUUUCCUUUAGGAGGUGGAGGGGGGUCUGACAGUUUUGACUGGUAGUUCAGAAUCUACUGUAGUAGCAGUAUGUGAUCCUUUAACCUGUGCCUCCGUCAGCUGGUGUGGACAUUAGAAACAGACUUCAAGUCAAUAAAGACACACCGGCAUAUUAGAGUACACACUGGUCUACAUGUUUGAUGGUUCCCAUCAGUCCAUGAGGAUUAGAAGCCUGGGCUGGAAUGAGGCUAUGUGAAAGUUUUGACAGCGCAGUUGUCCAGCUCUACUUACAUAGUUCUUAGUUUUGGUUUUAUCCAUCAUUGGUUCAUCAUGAUGAUUGAGAUGAUAAUCACAUCUUUGAGUAUACAAGCACAAGAGAUUGUGUGCAACAUAUCUAACUGGUUUGAAGUAGACCCAACUGGAUUAAAAACAUCUAAAUGGACUGAGCAGUCACUGAAACAUGGAUCAUGUUGUGAGCAGGGCUUACAGGAAAAGGUUUUGAAGCAGUGAAGCCCAAAACACGAAUCUGGAGGAAAAGUUGUUUUAAUCCUGAUUCAGACACAGAUGAUUGUAAUUGUUUGCUCUGCUUUUAUUGUUAUCAUGUGUAAACUGUUACUGUAAAUUGUUCUACUAUAUAUCUAAUAUAUUUAAUUUAAAAUCCCUGGAAAGUACAAUUUAUUACUUGAUCAGAUCAUUAUUUCUGUGUUUAUUGCCCUUGAUUUUAUGGUUCUUAUAUUCUAUUAUUGAAAUAAACUCUGUGAUGAUUUAA